Messenger RNA from Sceloporus undulatus (fence lizard), 786 nucleotides. RefSeq names its product SWI/SNF-related matrix-associated actin-dependent regulator of chromatin subfamily A containing DEAD/H box 1-like. Lineage: Eukaryota; Metazoa; Chordata; Lepidosauria; Squamata; Phrynosomatidae. Gene Ontology annotation, molecular function: ATP binding; DNA binding; chromatin binding. Gene Ontology annotation, cellular component: nucleus. The transcript has 5 exons. Bases 89 to 754 code for a protein of 221 amino acids. The record is from RefSeq and is a predicted model, not a curated record.
UCUAUGUUUAUAUUUAUUCUUAUGAAAAUAGGCAAAAAAUCGUUUGCUGCUAACAGGAACUCCAGUUCAAAACAAUCUUUUGGAACUUAUGUCCCUCUUGAAUUUUGUGAUGCCACACAUGUUCAGUAGCAGCACCAGUGAAAUUCGGAGGAUAUUCUCUUCUAAAACAAAGGCAUCUGAGGAACACAGUAUCUAUGAAAAGGAGAGAAUUGCACAUGCCAAGCAGAUAAUCAAACCAUUCAUCUUGAGACGAGUAAAAGAAGAGGUCCUUAAACAGCUGCCUCCCAAAAAAGAUAUUGUGGAGUGGUGUGAAAUGUCUGACAAACAGGAGAAUCUAUACCAAGAUCUCUUCAGCUCAUUGAAGAAAUCUAUUGACAGUCACGAAAAAAAUACAGAAAUGGGAAAUGUAAUGAUGCAGCUAAGAAAAAUGGCCAAUCAUCCUCUCUUACAUCGCCAGUAUUAUACGUCUGAAAAACUUAAGGUGAUGUCACAACUCAUGCUCAAGGAACCAACACACUGUGAAGCAAACCCUGACCUUAUUUAUGAAGAUAUGUCUGUGAUGACAGAUUAUGAAUUGCAUUUGCUUUGUAAACAGUAUGCAAAUAUUCGUGACUUUAAACUUGGAAUGGACCUCAUUUUCGAUUCUGGAAAAUUUAGAACAUUGACACGCAUUUUAUCUGAGUUCAAAGAAAAGGUUUGUUUUACCAAUGUAUUUUGGACAUUCUGCAGUGUUACAUGUUAUAUAUAUAUGUGAGCUGAAUUCAACUGUCACCUGUUCUGGUGUCA